ACCAAUACGAUGCGUCAUUAAAAAUUGGAAGUUGUCAUCACAAUAACGGCAUAAAUUCUUUUUAUAAGGCCUAGUACGGGAUCUAUGCUGCUGAGAAAUCAUUCUUGGACGCAGUAUGAAUGCAACAAGUCCUUACAUAACUACCAAUAGGACUACUCCAGUCGUAACAUGGAGCAGCGCUGAACGUACAUUUCAAGUAGUUUGUUUGACAUUGAUAAUGAUAACAGGUAUUGUUGGUAAUGGUCUAGUAAUCCUGUCCGUAAUUAUUUCACGGCGUUUACGUACCGUAACUAAUGUUUACGUUGUUAAUCUUGCUGUUACGGAUCUAAUAACUACUUUGAAUAUACCGUGGCAAAUAGUAGCAUUGUUGUCAACCGCCAAUGGAUCUUGGCCUCUGGGGGAUUGGCUGUGUGUGUGGGCAGCGGGAGCAUCGGUCGUUUGUAUAUCCAGCAGUAUUUACACGAUGGCUAUGAUAGCAAUUAGUCGUCUGAUUCUGAUCACAAGUAAACGUAACUAUGGUAAUGCUUGCUCGUUCAGACGCCGCUGGGUGAUAGCUGCACUAAUUUGUAUCUGGUCGAUGUCAGUUUUUUACGCAUCGAUCCCAGCGUUGUUUGAUGUCGGCAAACUAGGGUAUGAUACUCGUUACAACUCAUGUACAUGGGACACGAGUCACCCUAAAUCUUCGACGUACAGUAUGCUUCUUGCGGUUCUGCUGUACCCAGUGUCAUUCCUAGUGAUAUUCAUCUGCUGUAUACAAUUAUUUUUUCAUAUUCGUAGGCAUACAAAAAUAAUGAUGAAAUCUGAGUUGACAUCAUCAAAUUAUACCAUAGAUAAUAUGGACAAUUUAACGCAAGACCGCAAAAACAAGACCCAGAUUCAAGUUACAAAAAAUUUAUUUUGUGUCGUGGUCGUUUAUGUUAUUUGCGUAACUCCGUAUGGCGUGAAUCUGCUGGUGAGUGGUGUUGGCUCCAUUAAAGCCAUUCCCUAUACUGCAUUGCUUUUGAUACUGAAUAGUAGCCUCAAUCCUCUCAUAUAUGCAACUAAACAUCCGAACUUUAAAACUGUUUUUAAGAGCAUUUUGAAAUGUGACUUGAGAAGAAUCCCCGAUCGCGCCUAUUUUAUCAGGAAUAUCAGACUACCUACAAGGUACGCAAGCUAAUCGAUAUUUUGGACUUCGCCUACAAGCAGAAGAUCUAAGCCUAUUCAAGUUUAGUUCCAUUGCUCACUCUGUAUGAAGGUUUUACAGUGGAACGUAAAGUUAUAUAAUCUUUUUGGAGAUCUGUCUUGUGUAAAAUGAUUAAGAGAGGGAAGAAAAAGCAGAAAUAAUAAGUUGAUCGAAAAUAAUUAUUAAACCGCACAACAAUCAAAAGAUAAAUUAGACAUGAAUCAACAAACGAACCAAUCAAUAACCAAUAAAUCAAUUGAUCAAUCAAUCAUUUAAUCAGCCAUCCAAUCAUUAUGCCAACCAACCAGUCAUUUAACCAAUCAAUCAUCUAAUCAAUAAAUUAACUAAUCAAUUAACCAAUUAAUCAAUCAAUCAAUCAAUCAACCAAUCAACCAAUCAAUUAAUCAAUCAACCAACCGAUCAAUAAACCUCAGAAAGUCAAUCAGUAAGCAGUCAACCUGUCCCAAUUCGCCUCCUCUCCACGCAGAAACAAGUGACUUAAAUAUUAUUAUCAUCACUAUUAAAGAAGGAAAAUUUAUUGGAGUCGGUGUUUUACUGCCAAUGAAAAAGCCAUUGUGAAAAUUGCUUUGUUAAUAAACUGAUCCUCAAGCUUUGAAGUCACCAAUAAAAUGUGUAUACUGUAUGCAGCAAUUAUCCAAGAAAUUAAAAGUGUUUUUCUACUAAAUAACAGUAAUUGAGAGCUAUAACUGUAAGCACAAUCAAUCAGAAGUUAUAAUAAAAACAUGGUGGUUAUAUGGAUAUUAUAGAAAAUAGUAGAUUCCUUUACCUUCAUACUAUAACUUUGUUUUCAUACAAACUGAUGUUUAAUAUUUAAAAUGCAUAAAUGUCAGCUUAGAAAAAUAAAUCUCUAAAAGUAAAACUGUAGUCAUGCAUGGUCCUAAAGUUGUAAUUUAUAUAUAAUACAGCAGAUAACAAUAAAAUAUUGAAUACCAGCCUA
Anneissia japonica is the source of this 2123-nucleotide messenger RNA. RefSeq names its product melanopsin-like. Bases 116 to 1159 code for a protein of 347 amino acids. Gene Ontology annotation, cellular component: membrane. Gene Ontology annotation, biological process: G protein-coupled receptor signaling pathway. The transcript has a single exon. NCBI's taxonomy places the organism in Eukaryota, Metazoa, Echinodermata, Crinoidea, Comatulida, Comatulidae. Gene Ontology annotation, molecular function: G protein-coupled receptor activity. The record is from RefSeq and is a predicted model, not a curated record.